GGAAGUUGUCGGCGUAUCAGUAAGCGCAUUAGUGUGGCAAAAGACAUACAUAUACAUAUACUGGCCAAGGUCAGCGGUUCGCACAUGAGUGAUUCCAAGCACAGCGCGGUCACACGUACAUUGCCUCGUCCUGAUACCCGUGACACCGAUGCAGAUCCUUUUGAUCGCUCACCCAUGGCGCAGCACCGCUAGUAACGAACGGCACUAUUGUGCUGCUGUCCCAUCCCGUGCGGCCUGAUUCAAACCCCUAUCAACUCUCCCGGGAGCUACCAAACAUGAUGGAGCUUACACAGACAGCCGGCAGCAGCCUAAUCGCGGCCAUCAUCACCAACAGCACCGGUGAGGGAUUACCGGCCGAUGUGCUCGGUGGACACCGUGCCCUGCAGUACCCUUCGCAGCACCAGCAGCAUCAGUCGCAACAUCCACACCACCACCACCAGCAGUACCAACCGCAGUACCUGUACGCGAACGAUAGCGUGGCCGGGCAUGCAGCCGAAUCGCAGGGUUACGCGACGAACCCGAUCUGCAUCCUGCUGCCGAUAACGAUCUUCUACUGCUUCAUCUUUGUGGCCGGCAUUGUUGGCAACCUGUCCAUUUGCAUCGUAAUCGCGAAGAACAAAUCGAUGCACACCGCCACCAACUACUAUCUGUUCAAUCUGGCCGUGUCGGAUUUUUUGCUGCUGCUGUUCGGAAUGCCACAGGAGCUGUACGGCACCUGGAAUCCGUUCGCCUAUCCCUUCAACCAGAUAGCGUGCAUCAUUACGGGGCUGCUGUCGGAAACGGCUGCCAAUGCGACGGUACUCACCAUUACGUCCUUCACCGUCGAGCGGUACAUCGCCAUCUGUCAUCCGUUCCGGUCCCACACCAUGUCGAAGCUGUCGAGGGCGAUAAAGUUUGUGAUCGUCAUCUGGCUGGUAGCGUUCGGGUUGGCCACACCGCAGGCACUCCAGUUCGGUAUCGUGGAAACCGGUGACUCUCGGUUAUGUACGAUCAAAGAUGAACACUUUGUGCACGCGUUCGAGGUAUCCAGCUUCCUGUUCUUCGUCGGUCCGAUGACGCUGAUAGCGGUGCUGUACGUGCUGAUUGGGAUUAAGCUGCGAAAGAGCAAACUGCUGCAGGGCGUAAAACGGGCGUCAUCUGAUUACACUACACCGCCGCGAGGUGUCAGUGCCCAGAGCAGGGUGAUUCGAAUGUUAGUGGCUGUUGUUGCAACGUUUUUCAUCUGCUGGGCGCCGUUCCAUGCGCAGCGUCUGAUGGCCGUGUACGGUGUCUUUACCAAAACGGAGAGCGUGUUCUUCUACAAGGUGUACAUGGUGCUGAACUACAUCUCCGGCAUACUGUACUUCCUGUCCACCUGCAUUAACCCGCUGCUGUACAACAUCAUGAGCCACAAGUUCCGCGACGCAUCCCGGCACACGCUUAAGAUGAGCCUCUGUGGUGCAAACCGAAACAAAUCUGAUGGCCAACAGCACACGUACAGUGCCGUCUCGCGGUACGGCGUUACCGGUGGCGGAUCGUUCCGGGUAAAUUCCAACAACAUGGCAUGCAUCGGUACCGGCAUCCCGAUUGGUGGAGCGGCAGGAAACGGUACCGGGAAGCAGCCGGGAAAUGAAAGCACCGGUAACCAACACCAACAGGAAUCCAACCUUUCGCUGCUGACGAACGACCGGUCUAACCGCAGCACGAUGCCCCCAAUAUCGAUCCGGCCAACCUACACCCGUGCGGAUUCGCACUGCAUCUCGAUCAGCAGUAGUCAAUCGACUACCGGCACUAACAUUAGCAGCAAUGGCAAGCUAAGCCGUAGCUCGAACGGUUCACUCCGGCUCAGUGGCAAUCCGCUCGAAGCGCACGAACCCACCAGUGGCCGUUUGUCGACGAUCGCCGAAAAGCUUCGGCGGGGCACCAAGAAGGUGCUAGCGUUCAGCAAAUCACCCAACAGUACGCCGUGCAAAUCGAACUCACCGCCGGCUGGCAAUGGGACCGGGGCGGAUGUGGCCAGCGAGCGGCGAAAGGCGUACCGUAAGCGUAACAGUUGCGACAGUGUCGACACCAACACGAUCAGCAACUCGAGCCUGAAGGAGUUCGACGAGGAUGAGUUCAGUAGUGCCGAAUUAGCACGCUUUAUGGGCGAGGUUAAUAGUGAGAUACGCUAGUGGACAUCAGAAGCAGGUGUCGGCCUAGACGGACUACCAACAGUACAAACAAAAAAAACCUAACCACUCAGCGAUAGUGACUCGAUGACCUCAAACCAGCCCAACAAAAAACCCCCAAAGAAAGCAGUGUACAAAUGAGGAAAUGACUGGGUAGACGCAUGAUACGGUGUACCUGCGAUUUGAUCUCCUAGAGCACAAAUCGAGGAAGAAACUUUAAUUCACUUACACGCCCCGACCUAUCGGGGCUGGUAAAUCCUCUCCCGGACAAAGCAUCGAA
Molecule: messenger RNA, 2430 nt
Organism: Anopheles moucheti
Lineage: Eukaryota; Metazoa; Arthropoda; Insecta; Diptera; Culicidae
Product: delta-type opioid receptor-like
Exons: 7
Coding region: 276-2153 (625 amino acids)
Biological process (GO): neuropeptide signaling pathway
Cellular component (GO): plasma membrane
Molecular function (GO): neuropeptide receptor activity
Source: RefSeq, a predicted model, not a curated record